Messenger RNA from Tetranychus urticae (two-spotted spider mite), 534 nucleotides. RefSeq names its product ATP-dependent RNA helicase DHX15 homolog. Gene Ontology annotation, molecular function: helicase activity; RNA binding. NCBI's taxonomy places the organism in Eukaryota, Metazoa, Arthropoda, Arachnida, Trombidiformes, Tetranychidae. The record is from RefSeq and is a predicted model, not a curated record. Gene Ontology annotation, cellular component: intracellular anatomical structure; spliceosomal complex.
AUGGAACACCCUGAGAUUCAAAUUUCAGAAUUAAGCUCACUUGUUUUGUUUUUGAAGAAUAUUAAACGAAAUGUUGCUGAAUUCGAUUUCAUUCAUACUCCACCUCCUUAUUCAUUGAUGUUGGCAUUGCAAGAAUUGACAUUGAUUAAAGCAAAGGACACUCAAGGCAUUAUAACUGAAACUGAGAAAAAAUUAUCAACUUUCCCGUUGGAGCCCCAAUUGAGUGCGAUUCUGCUAAAAUCAUGCUCUUUGAAUUGUCAAAAAGAGAUCAAUAAGAUAAUUGCAAUGUUAUGUACUGAUGUUAUGUGCUUUGUAACUCCUUUUGAUUCAAAGAAAGAAGCAGAAGCUUGUAGAUCUACCUAUAUGAGUCCUGAUGGCGAUCAUCUAACGUUAUUAAACGUUUUUGAUGAUUUUAUUGCCAAUGCAAUGGAUCAGCAAUCAGCAGUUUAUUCUCAUUUUAUUAAUUAUGCUGCUCUUUCUAAAGCCUACAAAAUUUAUCGUCAAUUAGAUAGAAUAGCGUUGAAUAUUAAAUAG